UACUUUAGAUUAGAUCAAAUGGAUUCUCCAAGAUGAAUCAAGUGGUAUCCAAACUUGAUAUUUUCCAUUUUACUGUGGAAGCGAGAGUACUUUGCCAUGGUGAAGUUGAUAUACACCGUUGGGUACGGCGUGUCCAUUGGUUCUCUCUGUAUUGCGGUCUUCAUCUUCUGCAUCUUCAGAAAGCUUCUGUGUACACGGACCUACAUCCACCUCAACCUCUUCUCCACAUUCAUCCUGAGGGCUUUGGCUGUGUUUGUAAAAGAUGCUGUGUUAUUCGCCGACGAGACAAUCAAUCACUGCACAGUCUCCACUGUUUUGUGCAAGGCUGUGGUGACGUUCUUCCAGUACUGUGUGUUAUCAAAUUUCUAUUGGCUGCUCGUUGAGGGACUUUAUCUCCAGACACUGUUAGUUUUCACCUUCGCCCGCAAGGGAACAUUCUUCUGGUGGUAUACUCUUAUUGGGUGGGGGACUCCAUCUGUCACAGUAAUCAUCUGGACAUUCCUCAAGCAGAAAUAUAAUGAGAUUAUUGCGGAGUGCUGGGAUGACAUGGACAGUGGCUACUGGUGGAUCAUCAAAAUUCCCAUUUUGCUUUCUGUAUUUGUGAACUUUGUAGUGUUUGUUAAAGGUACAAUAUGCAGGAUUUUUGCAGUAAAAUAUCCAAAAACCACUAGGCCAAUGUUAUAUAUUUUGUUUAGUUGAUUACUUACAAUAUCCCAAAUGUUUCCAACUAUUUGUAAAUCGUGAGAAAAUUGCGAUUUUAACCAAGGAAACGGGGCGUGUGAGCAGGGGUGAGGAGUCGCCAGUCAAUGGCGUCAUAUCCGCGUUACCCCCGGUUUCCGCCAGGUUUGACCUCGUACUGCAAUAGUAACCAAGGCGACAGACGUUGACAACUGGGUUAUACCGGUUAUGCCCGUUAUGCCUAGAAGGACGCUCACGCUGUUGUUGUUUUGUUCAAACAUUUUGGACCAUGGCAAGCAGACUUUGAGACAAAAAGAGGACUAAAACGAAGAUCAACAUCUUUCGAGAUGCCGAGAGCUCCACGCCCGCGACUAACUUCGACUUGAUAGAGACGCGAGUGUUGCAUGUUACUUUAUUAGACAGGUGAGCAAAUGUACAUAAAACUAAUCAAUGUUAUGUAGUUCAACAUGAUGAAAAGUUAGAAUAUGAUCUGUAUGUUAUUCUAAUGUUGAUCUAGCUUACUGUCUCAUACAGCCAACAAACAACCUAACUAACAACAUUCCACCCACAAAUGCCGUUUAGUGAGAUAGUGUAACUGUUAGAGCAAGUGAAACAGCGCUGCGUUACCUCAAGUUUCAUUCGUCUGAUAAACUGACCUGUGUGAGUAUUAA
This is a messenger RNA of Rhinichthys klamathensis goyatoka, 1349 nucleotides long. RefSeq names its product pituitary adenylate cyclase-activating polypeptide type I receptor-like. The record is from RefSeq and is a predicted model, not a curated record. The coding region runs from base 97 to 699 and encodes 200 amino acids. Lineage: Eukaryota; Metazoa; Chordata; Actinopteri; Cypriniformes; Leuciscidae. Gene Ontology annotation, molecular function: peptide hormone binding; G protein-coupled peptide receptor activity. Gene Ontology annotation, cellular component: plasma membrane. Gene Ontology annotation, biological process: cell surface receptor signaling pathway; adenylate cyclase-modulating G protein-coupled receptor signaling pathway. The transcript has 6 exons.